Molecule: messenger RNA, 1680 nt
Organism: Candoia aspera
Lineage: Eukaryota; Metazoa; Chordata; Lepidosauria; Squamata; Candoiidae
Exons: 3
Coding region: 1-1680 (559 amino acids)
Source: RefSeq, a predicted model, not a curated record
AUGAGACACAACUACACAGUCUUGGCUGACUUACCCAAGGCAAAGAGGCUCCACCACCAGGAGGCUUUUGAAAAAGAGCACAGCCGUGCCCGUAGUCCAGGCCGGGCAGAGGUGGAACGGAUCUUUGGGCAGGAACGCAGGAAGUCGGAGACACUGGAAGUGUUCCAAGCCCUGGAGGAGGGCCUCCUAGACCGGCUGGACAGUAAGUCCUUGAAGCUGGCCAAGGAAGGGCGGUUAGUCAGAAGGCAGUCAAGCCCCACCCUGUGCAGAGAAGUAAAGAAAAGAUUCCCAUGGGAGCCAGAACAGCCCAGGAAAAGAGCAUCUCUUUGCAUAGGAAGAUCAGAACAGCAACUCAAGAUAAGUAGCCAGAGCCAAGGUGAGUCUUCACACUUAAGGAGCCCAACUCAGCAAUUAGAGAGAGAAACCCAAAGUAGAGGGAUGCCUUGGUACUCAGCAACUUCAACCUCUCAGAAAAUGGAGAGAGAAGGAAGGAAAUUGGAGGAGCUUGUCCCCCAUCUGAGUUCCAGUGCAGAGAGUGCUGUCCUUCAUCCUACGACUCAUGGGAGGCAAAUGGAUAAUGGUAAAAAGAGCCAACUGGAGAUCUUGCAUCACAAGAGCCCUGGGAAGAAUGGCACAGAGACCAGAUGGAAAAGCUGUCUGAGUACCGUGCACACAGCUAAUCCUUCAAAGACUUUGGACAAGAAUCAAGCAAGGCUCACAAGGCAACUAGACAGGUAUAAAGAAAGUGACCGGAAGGCACGAGGCAAACCUUUGCUGCUUGUAGGUACAGUUGACCAGCCAAGAAAGGACAUAAGAGACUCCCAAGAAGUUAUUUGUACUGUUGGCCCAAGGAGUGGAAUUGCAGCUAGAGGGAAAGGUGGGCAACCAUUGGUUUGUUCAAGGCUUGGGCAUGAACAGUGGGGAGCCCAAGGAGAGAAAAAGCAUCCUUUUAAUCCUAGGAAAGAAAUGGGAUUCAGUUUGAAAAGCCAUCGUGCAGAGACCAUGAAUAGCUUUAGUUCUGGAAGAUCUACUUGCAGAAGCCAAAGAGAGAUUGGACACUCUUGCAGCCCAGGGAGAUGCAAGGAAGGCAGCUGGAACAGCUUGAGAAAGCUCAGACAUUCUCCAAGUCCUGGGAGCUUGAUGGAAAGUAGCCAAAUAUGCCUUGAGCAGACAAGAGGCUGUGCUGCUUCACAGCAGCACCUAGAGAAUAACUGGAAAAGUCAAAGGGAAGCCAGGAGUUUAAGGGACAGUACCAGUAGUGAUUGGCUAAGCAAAAAAGACCAUUCAAUUGCUUUCACUCAUAGGAAGGAGAAUGACUUGAAGGGUUGCAAAUCCUUUGCUCCCACAGACUGUACUGUUUUUGGACAGAAGAGGAUGGUCCAAGAUGCUCUUGUACACUCCGUCAGACCAGGGACUAGCCCAAGAAUCCAAGAAGGCUCCCAGAGCCAUGUGCAUCCAAUGUCAUCCUUGGAAAACGAGUGGGUAAGCCGAGGCAAGUGCUUCCAUUCUGCCAAGCCAGGGCAGCAGCAGUUGGAGAAUAACGGGGAAAACCAAGGAAAUCCAGUAAAAUGGGCAGAGGAUAAAUGGAUAGACUGGCAGAGGUGUCCCAGUCCCUCAACAGCAGAGAAGCAGCUGGGAAAUGAUGAGGAAAAGCUUUUCUCUCUGGUAAGAAAGAGAUAA